Molecule: messenger RNA, 648 nt
Organism: Cavenderia fasciculata
Lineage: Eukaryota; Evosea; Eumycetozoa; Acytosteliales; Cavenderiaceae
Exons: 4
Coding region: 1-648 (215 amino acids)
Source: RefSeq, a predicted model, not a curated record
AUGUCUGUACUUCAAAACAAUAAUAAUAACGGUGACAUGUCAGACCAAUCAAACAAUGCAGCUGUACAUACAAUACCUGCAAACCAACUAGCUCAUAUUCACGCCACUAUAUGUCAACUUCACAAUACACCAGUUGAAUUUUAUACACUUGGAACUUCAAACAAACCAGGAUUUGUACUUAAUCCACAUAGUCAAACUAAAAAACUUGCUUCAAAUGCAAUUAUUGUUGGAUUCCCAUCUCAUGUUAGUAAAACUCAACAAGUAAUUACACAAGACGCCAGUGGCAAUCAGGUACCAUCAGACAAACAAAAAAUCAAUAUAGUUUUACGUGAUGCUACUGGUUAUUGUAAUCUUACCUAUACAUUUGAAGGAGGUGAACCACCAAUUUUUGAAAUUGAGAAAUAUUAUAAUUUUUUGAUUGUACCAAGUAGUCAAUCAUUUGACGCAUUAGAACCAAAGAGAUAUUUUGUUACAUCGUUUAGACCAAUUGAAGAUUUUAAUGAAAUUACCCAUCACAAUCUAUUGGCCAUGAAAUCAGCUUGGGCCUAUGAUCCAGAUACUAUUAGAGCUUGUCAACUUGCCAUCGUCACCAUUGCCAAGAUUGUCGAUCCAUCAGUCCAACAAUUGACCUACAACAUUUUUGCUUGA